AUGAAUACUGACUACUCACCCGUUCCUUUGGGGAGGUCUGACUCCCGUCGGUCUUUCGAAGACUUGAACUCCAUGACCGAUUCUUUAACAUUGCAUUCCUUUUCUCUACACUCGGAUUUAUCUGUGUCAGAUCCCGUCGGCGAUACCGAUUCAAAUGACCUACAAGACUUGUUGCCAAGAAAUGACCAAGCUUUUGGAAAUAAUAUAGACCAACUAACUCAACCAGAAUCACCAUUUUUUAAAAAUGCAUCACUUAUGUUUGGCCUUAACUCAAACUUUUUCCCAAUCCUUGAAAGAAAUACACUUGUGAAUUAUAUCAUUGACUUGGAUAAUUACAUGAUAGACUAUGACAGAAUUGGCUUUUGUUUUGAACCAGAAAUUGUCCCAAUGACAACAUGGAGUGGUGAAGAUCUUAUCAAUGAAAUACCCCGACUAUCUAUCUUUUUAUCUGACUUUCGAAACUACUUUUUAGACAAAAACAGCCACCCUAAUGGACAAGCUUUACUCUCUUCUGUCGCCAGCAAAGCGUUUCUUGAAAAUGACCCAGAUACCCGGCCUUUACAAUGGCUAGUUACUCCAGAAGAAUAUCUGAAAUUUUGCAAUAGAAUACGAGAGUUUAUUUGUUUGAUGGAAUCUAAACAACCACUGGAAAAUCUUAUUGGACCUGUCCCGGAUUUGACCAAAAUCAAUUGCUGCCCUAAUGGCCAUGUAGCUUACUGGGGGCCAUAUGCCAAUGCAUUAAGCUGCCCUGCUUGUGGCAAGGCAAAAGAUAAUGGUGCAAUGUUUUUUAAUGGCGUAAUUUUAAAAUUAACAAAGAUGCUCAUGGAUAAGGAUUCAGCUAUCUUGCUACGUACGGGCCCUGGAGCAAGUCCUGAUCCUGAAAUCAUUGAUGACUUUGUUAAAGGUUCAAGUUUUGAAAGAAAUUUCCCCAAAGAUAUUAAUGGUGACGACGAUUCAAUCAACAUUUUUUUAACUCUGAGUGUCCAGAAUGAUGAUAACUUUCAAAAUAAUCCAUACAGGUAUACUAUUGUCACUGCUCGGAUUCUCAAUCUUGCCCCGACAGAACGUAGUCUUUGUGAAAACGAGAUUCAGGUAUUGAAUUUCCCAACACCUGACCCUGUAGACUACAAAGAACCUCAAGACAAGUACAACAAAUUUGAAGAGGGAGAAAAAAUACCUCCAGAAUCUACUGAUUCUUCAAUCUUUUAUUCAAUAAUUAACGAGUACUUUGAAAACCUAAGACGAUACGGCUUUUUGGCUUGGGACGCUAGUAAGGGGGAAAAAGUGAGAGUUAAAGUUUUCCUUUUUGCAGUUUUCGGGAAUGAACCUAUGGUCAGAAGAAUCUUUGGAUGCAGCCAGGAUACUUCCAAGCAUUGUGUUUGCUGUGAUAGAGAUAAAGUUUAUAGCUUGGUUAACAAUGAUUCUUUGGUCAUUGCUGGAAGCCCAAGUUUUUACAUUCCCUUGACAUUUGAAGGACAAUUCCCUCCGAUAAACUUUUAUAAUAAUGACUGGUAUUCCCGGGACGUACUACCCAGAAUUAUAAUACGUAAAUCUGCAAUAGCUUGCCAUCCCUACAUUGCUGGCCCAGAAAAUAUUCGAUUGGGGUUCCGCACAUACUUUGGAUUUUGCACUAAUUCUAGUUUGGAUUUCCCCCUUUCUUUCCCAUUUGAUAGUAUGGACACUUUUUACAAAAAACUUGUUUGUGAUUUGAUUUCAAUAUCAUUAUCUCCACAUAGAGACCUUGAUUAUGAAAACCGUGACGAGUUUAUUUUUAAUCAAAAACAAAGAAAAAGAUUGAAGGAUAUUCUAACGUCUCAAGAAGUUAGACUUAUUGUAAAUAGGUUAUCUUCUUUUUCUACCAAUGACAAGGAAACUUUUAAUAGUCCUUCAAGUUGGGAAGAGUUGGUGAAUGGCAAAUACGAUAACCUUACAUUAUGUCAAUAUCAGGCUCUUGCUUAUUUAUUCCCAAUGCUUUCCCAUCAGUUUUUUAUUCACCGUAUUGAAGAUGGAACCUCUCCUGAGUUAUUACAACUCUGGGAUAUAUUUGCUGAUUUUGGGUGUAUUAUUCGACUAAUCACUGCUCAUUCUUUCAAGAAAUAUUAUCUCUCUCAGCUUGAUAUUUCGAUUUCAAAGCUUGUUUUUGAAUUUGAAACAAUCUUGACUCAUUCCGGGAGGGACAAUAUUCACCUUUGUACUCCAGUGGUUCAUUCGCUUCUCCAUACAGUUGAUUAUAUCCGUAACUUGGGCCCACUUUACGGAUUUGAUUCUUCUAAACCAAAAAAACAGUAUCAACCAAACAAUAAAACUUAUUUGACUAUGGAUAAUAAUGAUGUCUUCACCUUGGUUCAAGCUGAUAAGGAUUUGAAGAUUGCAGUAUUGGAAAGUGUGUUGCCUCCUAUUGCAGAUCGGUUUAUUACUGGAGGAAAUGAGUUUCACAUUUGGAACUAUAACCAUGUGACUGGUAAUUUACCAGAAGCAAAUACAAGUUCAUUCCAUGAAUAUAAUAAUAAAUAUGAGGAACAAAUUUUGACAACUUUAAAAGAAGUUGCUCAAAAAAGAAAUUUAACAAUUUCCUGGAAUGAAUUUUCUUUUGAAGAUCAUACUGCCUACAAUUACGUUAGAUUUUCAAUAGGCCAAUACGUAACUGUACCUGAAGAUAUCGUUCGUGUUUGCUUCCCCCCAGAAAGCGAUAAUGGUAAUGAUUUUUACUUUUAUGCUCAGUUCAUGAAGGGCAUUUCCUUUACUGUUUGGUGCAUUGAUACCCAUGGUCAAUCAUAUAAAGAGACAAUCGACUUGGCGUUGAUCAGACAAUUAAGACAUGAUUCAGAAACAAGCACCCGAAUCGAGUUCAAAUCUGACUUGCCAUACCAUCGCCAGCUCUUUUCUUUUUUUGUCAAAAAGGGCGACGAAUCAGACAUAUUUUGCGAGUCCAUGGUUGUUCCCCUCACCAAUCUUGCCAACCCUGUGACCACCAUCAAACUCCCCUCUGCAUCACCUUUGGAGUCCCGAAAAUUUCUCAGCAUACCACUUCCCCUUGGUGAAUUAUUUUCAUCAUCUGCGAAUCGGGUACGCACAGCUUAUGGCUUACCACAAAAGGCCUGGAUUCGGCCCGACAAGCCGUGCUUAUACUCAAAGAAGGGCGAAUUCUGGUACCUGAUAGAUUUAUAUGUGUGUGGCCGAUGCUACUUUUUAGACGGAAUUCAAGAAGAUGUGAUGACAAGACCUCUGGAUAAGGACGUUAACGCGGAACUUAAAAAGUCAGUUCCUGCUUUCAUGCAGUGCGAUGGUACUAAAGAAAAAAGAUACAGAGCUGUUCAUCCUCAUGAGUUUUAA
Messenger RNA from Magnusiomyces paraingens, 3333 nucleotides. RefSeq lists its product as uncharacterized. The transcript is spliced from 2 exons. The record is from RefSeq and is a predicted model, not a curated record. Bases 1 to 3333 code for a protein of 1110 amino acids. NCBI's taxonomy places the organism in Eukaryota, Fungi, Ascomycota, Dipodascomycetes, Dipodascales, Dipodascaceae.